GGCUCAGACGGGUUAGACACUGUAGGAAUAGGACAAUGGAGCGGCUGCUGCUGCUGUGCCUGAUUUCUUUAUCUGGAAUAGGCGGCUUAUUGGCUGAAGAUAAUGCAGAAGUGUCACAGAAUGCCCACACAGAAGACUACCCAACAACACUGCACUACACUAUAAAACAACACUAUGAAACAACUGAUACCACAACAGUAACAACCUCUACUUCUGAAGACUCUACGGCUGACACAUGGGAAGACCUACACCCUCAUGUAACAACGGCCUCUCCCACAAAUGACUAUGAAACAACAACUUCAAGUGACUGUGAUAACCUUGGCCCAAAUCAUAAGUUGGAUGAAGGGCCUGAUGAAAAGCCGGAGGAAGGGCCAGAUGAAAAGACGAAAGAAGGGCCCGAUGAAAAGUUGGAGAAAGGGCCUGAUGAAAAGCCAGAGGAAGGGCCCGAUGAAAAGUUGGAGAAAGGGCCUGAUGAAAACCUGGAGGAAGGGCCUGAUGAAAAGUUGGAGGAAGGGCCAGAUGAAAAGUUGGAGGAAGGGCCUGAUGAAAAGUUAGAGGAAGGGCCAGAUGAAAAGUUGGAGAAAGGGCCUGAUGAAAAGCCAGAGGAAGGGCCCGAUGAAAAGUUGGAGAAAGGGCCCGAUGAGAAGUUGGAGAAAGGGCCCGAUGAAAAGUUGGAGAAAGGGCCCGAUGAAAAGUUGGAGGAAGGGUCCGAUGAAAAGUUGGAGGAAGGACCCCAUGAUAAGUUGGAGGAAGGACCCCAUGAUAAGUUGGAGGAAGGGCUCCAUGAUAAGUUGGAGAAAGGGCCCCAUGAUAAGUUGGAGAAAGGGCCCCAUGAUAAGUUGGAGAAAGGGCCCCAUGAUAAGUUGGAGAAAGGGCCCCAUGAUAAGUUGGAUUCAGGAGCAGAUGAGGAGCACCCAAGUGAAGUUGACAAUCCUUAUAAACCUCUGCUGGAUGAUGAUGACAAUGAAGUAGAACAGGAAUGCUGUGAUGAAAAUGUGUCACAGGAAGAGAUGCGCAAAUUUUCUCAAUCGAUUACAUCCUUCAGCAUUGAUCUGUUGAAAGAAAUUGAUCCAGAAUCCAAAAAGCCCAGUGUUGUCAUGUCACCAUUUAGCAUUGCUUUAGGGCUGCUCCAGCUGUCACUAGGUUCUGGGAAAGAGAUGGAGGAGAAGUUGAUGAAGACACUCCAUGUGGAGUCAUUGCACUGUCUUCACAACAAGCUUAAAACUGUCAGAAAGGAGCUCACAAAAUCUAUCCUGAGAACUGCUACCCGCAUAUAUCUAAAGAAAGGUUUUAAAAUAAAAAAAUCUUUUUUAAAAAGAUCUGAGAAGUGGUAUGGAUCAAAGCCUUUGAAUCUGGCCAACACCAAAAAACAGAAUCUGGAUUCCAUAAACAAAUGGGUCAAGGAUGUUACAGAAGGGCAGAUCCCACAGUUUCUCUCUGAUCUCCCACAAAACGUUGCGUUAAUCCUGCUGAAUGCGAUGCAUUUUAAAGGAAUUUGGAAAAAUACAUUUGAUCCCAGUUUAACAUCUGAGGACACUUUUUAUAUCAAUGAUGACGACGGUAUUCAAGUGGAGAUGAUGAACGCUCCGAAAUAUCCUUUCAGCUGGUUGCACUUGGAGGCCAUUGAGGGUCACGUAGCUAAAUUGCAAUUCAAAGGAAAUAUGAGUUUUGUUAUCCUAAUGCCUUUCAGUUCAACCUGGGACCUCUCAAAACUUCUGGCCAAUUUUAAUCAAACUGACCUCUACAGUCGAUUCUCUAAGGAGAAGGUCUCUAAUUUGAAAAUGCCUAAACUAAACUUGGACUAUAAACUGGAGCUUAACGAGGCUCUCACAAACCUUGGACUUGGGCAGCUAUUUACUAAUCCAGAUUUAAGUGGAAUAAGCGAUGAGCCAUUGUUUGUAUCCAGUAUCCAACACCAAUCAUGUCUAGAGCUGAAUGAGGAAGGGGUUGAAGCAUCCGCAGCCACAGCUGUGAUCACAUCUCGUUCACAUUCGAUUUACCGCAUCGAUCGUCCGUUCAUAUUCUUCCUCUUCGAGGACACCAUGGGUCUACCACUAUUUAUGGGGCAGGUCCGUGACCCUAGUUCAGGAUAUCAGAAGAAGACCAAUGCCAAAGACAAGAAAAACUUCAAUAAGGGCUUCUUGCCAAAAUAGGAAUUUGUACAUACAAAGAAUAUGGGACUCCAUCCUGCUCUGUGAAACUGAACAUUUAAACAGCCAUUUAUCAAGCUUUCAUAUUUCAUUUUUGUAUUUUUUGAUGAAUAAAAAAUAGAGAUGUAUACUCAGGGUUCUUCUAGUAUGUCUUUGCUUUUGCAACUGAAAGUUCUUGGAAGUGAAACGCUCAGGAGAGAAUCCAAAUAUUCUAUAUUUAAGAAGAACUCACUUGCUGUGUGCCUGUUUAUAGUGCCCAUAAGAGCUAUACCAGUACAGGACUUAGAUUGGCAAAAAAAAAAAAGUUCUAAUGUGUUUGUGUUUUCUUUUUUUUUUUUUUUUAAAUUUGAUGUAUUCUUUGUCUUCCUUACAUUGUGAUUAUUGAUAACCUGGUAUUUAUGGUUUUAUGUUUGUCCAAUCUGUGAGCUGCAUGGGAAAUGUUUUAAUCUGUUUUAUCUUUUUAAUAAAUUUUUAUUGUGACCAUCUUAA
Xenopus laevis (African clawed frog) is the source of this 2639-nucleotide messenger RNA. RefSeq names its product serpin peptidase inhibitor, clade F (alpha-2 antiplasmin, pigment epithelium derived factor), member 2 S homeolog (gene serpinf2.S). The coding region runs from base 36 to 2153 and encodes 705 amino acids. The record is from RefSeq and is marked provisional. Gene Ontology annotation, biological process: negative regulation of fibrinolysis. The transcript has 8 exons. Gene Ontology annotation, cellular component: extracellular region. NCBI's taxonomy places the organism in Eukaryota, Metazoa, Chordata, Amphibia, Anura, Pipidae. Gene Ontology annotation, molecular function: serine-type endopeptidase inhibitor activity.